Molecule: messenger RNA, 829 nt
Organism: Mytilinidion resinicola
Lineage: Eukaryota; Fungi; Ascomycota; Dothideomycetes; Mytilinidiales; Mytilinidiaceae
Product: heat shock protein 70
Exons: 2
Coding region: 175-801 (208 amino acids)
Biological process (GO): protein refolding; cellular response to unfolded protein
Cellular component (GO): cytoplasm
Molecular function (GO): misfolded protein binding; ATP-dependent protein folding chaperone; ATP hydrolysis activity
Source: RefSeq, a predicted model, not a curated record
GCGUGCGCCUGUGCUGCCGUGUGGCGCUUCGACCAAGUUGAGAUCAUUCCCGACCUGGACGAUGGCUGUCUCACCAUGCCAUCUUGUGUAGCGUUCACGGAUACGAACCGUCUUGUAGGCUCCGCUGCUAAGAACCAAGCGGCAAGCAAUCCAUGAAACACAAUCUUCAAUGCUAUGCGGUUUAUCGGCCGCAAAUUCGCUGAUCCUGAGGUACAAUACGAUCUGAGACACUCUUCCAUGCGGAUCAUAGCUAUACAUGGGAAGCCCGCUUUUCAAGUUGAGUACCGGGGCGAAACGAAAUAUCUAAAGCCCGAGGAAAUAAUUGCAAUGAUAAUAGCUAGAGUCAAAGAGAACACCGAGGCCUACCUGGGAAGUCAACCGAAAGGCGCUAUUUUCACCAUUCCGGCAUACUUCAAUCAGUCUCAGCGUCAAUCUAUCCGUGAUGCGGCCCAUAUCGCAGGAAUGGAUGUUUACAACUUCUUCAGUGCCCCCGCCGCUGCCUCCUUGGACUACGUAUUCAGUGAAGUGCGCACUGGCCAGCAGAAUGUUCUCUUUGUCGAUGUAGGAGCGGGCACGGUCAGCGUAAUGCUCAGUACUAUUGAACAAGAAAUCGGAGAAGGAAUCAUAGAAGUCCAAGCCACAGCCGGUGACCUCCAUCUCGGCGGCGAGGACUUUGACAUACGAAUCAUGAACAGGAUGAUUCAGAGGUUCAAAAGAAAGACAGGCCAUGAUAUCACGGUCAGUGCCCGAAAAGCACAUCUAGAAAUCGACUCGUUGUAUUCAGACAUCAACUUCCACUAGCCAAUUACACGGAAGGAUUUUGUGGAGG